AAAAUUGUCACCCGAAAAAAAAUCGUAGAUGACACGUCGUUCAAAAAUACAUCAAGGGAUUUUUCGUUUUACCACAUAAUUCUUGCAUUUUUGUCGCUAUGAGACGAGCCCAUGGUGGUAUGUGAAUUCAGUUAAAUUUUCAACGUUAUCUUUACCUUAUUUUAGCUUUUUAUGUUUUUCUUUUUCGCUUCAGCUUCUGAUUAUCAAGGAAACAUGAGCCAACGAACAGACCAUCAAAUGCUUGAAGAGGAAAACGAUCGAAUAGUCGACCAUUUGUCAAGCAAAGUUCAGGCACUUAAAUCGGUAUCACAGAAAAAUUUCUUUGUACAAGCUUGCGUAUGCUUGUGUAUUUAUUAGUGCAAAUUAUAAUUGUGUUUCAAUUGCUGUUUCAGCAGCUGAAUUAUCCUCUUGAUUGUUUGUGUUAGUAAUUAUAAAAUAAGCUUAAGCUUACUUUUUGUGUCCACUUGUACAAGACACUCUAAAUUCAAGAUUUCUUAUUUUAAGAAAAAGUUUAAAACAGAUUAUAGAAUAAGAUUUAGUUCUCGUAAAUUCAAACUGCCUGUUUUUUGUUUACAGAAAAAAGAGUUCUUGUCCUAUGAUUUGUUCUAAAUUUUUGCGUAAAAUAAGAAAACUUUUUCUUAAGUUGAGAGAUUCAGAGCGAUCUCGAAUUUAGAGGGAGAAUUAAAAAAAAUGUGUCUCUCUCCUACUCAACGUAAAGUAGUCUAGCUCAUGCUGAUUUGAUCAUUAACCUCUGAAUUCUCCUGACAACAGCACUGCUAGAUCAAUCUUGAGUUUAGAGCUGUGACAAAAAAGGAAAUGCCCCAAAGAUGAAAUGAUUAGUCAAUUUCUCCUAGUAACUAAAGAAAUGUACAGAGAAUAGUGUGCAGAUUUUAUACUUGUUUAUAUUGGGUGAUAUUAUUUGUAAUUUAACGAAAACAGUAAUUACCAUUGAAGGAUGGAAGUAAACAAAGAUAAUUGUCUGUUUGUUCACAUCCACGGCAGGAUUAGCUCUGUCGGUAGAGUGGUGGACUGCAGAGUGGGAGGUCAUGGGUUUGAUUCCCGGGGCCGGACCAAUACUCGGGGUCUUAAAAUAACUGAGAAAUGAAGGUCCCUCGUCUGUGCUGCAAACAGCUUGACCUUUGCAUGGCUCGAAUGACAACAUAAAAUGGCGGUCCCGUCUCCAGUUGGAGAUGUAGAAAUAGUGUCCCCAGCUAGUACUUUUGUACUAAAUACAUUGACUUUCAGAUAAAGUGUAUUUUAUUUGUUUUUUUGUUCAUGAAUUGUGUGUCAGUGUAUAAUAUUGCUAGUUUGUCUUGUUUUCUAUGUUGCAGCUUACAAUAGACAUUGGACAUGAAGUAAAAUAUCAGAACAAAAUGCUUAGUGAAAUGGUAAGCUUGGCUUUUUCAGUAACUGGCAAAUUUGUGUUACACUGUAGAUACAGUGUAGUAUUCUCUGUCAUCAUGCUUACAACCUGACUCUCUAGAGCUGAAAUGGCUCUCAGAUUUUAAGAAUGUGAUGUAUUCAUUUUCUGCUGUCAUGUGGAAUCUAAAUCCUUAGAGAAGUUCCAAGGCAUAGCAUCCAAGCAGGGUAAUCUUGUUGAUCUUCUGAAAUUUCCAUAGAUAUGAUUUUUUGUGUCGUCGAAAUGGAACCUAUGCCUUUAGUUGUGUGUUCUUAAGAGAGGUCAGUUUGUGUGGAAAGUUAAUGGAUAUUGAAGUAUGUAAAGAGCAGCUGCGAACAAACACUUGGGGACGGGAGAGCACUUUGUGACUCAGGCCUGAAUGUAUGUGAAGUAGGCUGCAGAGAGACUGGGUCUGAAAAUUUCCAACCUGUUCUUACCAUGGGCUGCCUGUGGUAAUGUGUGAUAUGUUAGCUCAAAAUCAAAGAAAGAAGGACAUCAUGUAUGUGUGUGUUUUCUGCCCACAGGCAAGUCCCUUCUUUAUACUUUCUGAUCUAAAGCGCGCCUCUUGAUGCUAUGUAAGGGCCACCAUCCUUCACUCUAUUCAGCAUUCCUGCUCAAGGUCUUUCAAGUGGCUUCUUUCCUAUUAUUUUCCUUUCAAUAACUAAUGAGACAAGAUCCCCAUGCCGUAAGGUAUGACCAUGCCAGACUCUCUGUCUUCUGUUAAUAAUAUAUAUGAUGGCCCUCUCCUCACCAACAUGCCUCAAUGCUUCUUUGUUACAGACUUUGUCAGACCAAUAAAUGUUUAAGAACUUCCUCCAAAGCCACAUCUCACAGCUCUCCAUCCUUCACACAUCCUCUUUCUUGAAGGUCUACAAUUCGGUUCCAUAAAGAGCAGUCCUCCAUAUGACAGUCUUUUUAAUUCUCUUCUUUAGGCAAAGGCUGAAGGCUUAUGCCAGCAGUUCUUUUUUUUUUUUAGUAAAUGCAUGUAACAGGCGUGCAAAGUUUUUAUUUCUCUUAGUUCUUUAUUACAAUGGUUUGGUCACUUGUCUUGUUAACAUGAGAGCAGGUGUGACAAUAGCUUGUGAUACAAUUGAGCAAGUAACAUUUUUCCUUCAUUGUGGAGCAUGUAAUUAUGUACCUACUAACUGGUCAUUGUUUUUCGGAGGCCAUGAUGCUCAAAAAUGGAAAAAAAUAACCUUUGGCUUUGGCUCGAGGUUAGCUUGUGCUUGGGUGGUGGCCCUUGGUUUACUCGGGCUCAAGUUUGGCUCCUGAAAAUAUUCUCUUUUGACAGUGAUUUUUGAAAACAGUAUGUGACCCAGUGGAAAACUAUAGACUUGACAGUGGACAACUAGCUUCCCACAAAGACAUUCUUUUGGCUCGUCAUGCAAUCCUCCUCACGAGACAAACCCAUAAGAAUAUCUGUGUGGGAGGCUAGUCUACAACUUGAAGAACUGUGAUCAUAAUGGGUGUUACACCUGAGACUGUCCAUAUGAGUGGUCAUGUGAUGCUGUUCAACAGAGUCCCGAAGUGUGAUGUCAUAAAAAAAGUAAAUUUGGGAAACUAUGGGAUUUGUUGGAAUAUUUUGAGUUUUUGGCAAGUGGCCUUUUGGAUGUUGUUCUUUCAAAAUAUUCCAACAAAUCCCAUAAUUGUGUGCAAAUCAUCUCUCAGAUAUUAGUCCAGUUAUGCUCUGAUGUCUCCAUACAAAUCCUGCUUCUAAAUUUGACUUGGUUCAUAGGUUAAGAACAAAGGCAGGAGUUGAGUGUACAUUAGUCAGGUUGAAGGAAUAUUUGAGACACAUUUAGGGUAAUUUGUUGGGGCCGUUGGGAGCUCAGAGCAGGGAUAUUGACACUGCUUUGCUUAAAUUAAGUCUGUAAUGCAGUCUAAGUCUUACCUUGUUUUGUUGUGUUGCAUCAUGUUGGUGUUCUGUAAAGCCAAUAUUGAUUCAAAGUAUCAGCCUUCCUACUAUGUAUGUUAUCUCUAAUUACUGAACUCACUUUAGGAUCACACAUUCAAUUGUAAUGCUGAUGAGGGGCCAAGCCCGAAACGUUUGGAAAGGAACUGCAUCUGCAACACAGCACUUUUGUUCAUCAUUACUUGUUAUUGAACAUUUAGUUGUCAGCCUGAUAACUUGACGUUUUUCUCCCAAUGUGUUGUAGGACACAGAUUUUGAUUCUGGAGGCUCACUGUUAUCAGCAACAAUGGGAAGAUUAACAGCACUGACCAAGAAAGGCCAUCACAGAGUUAUGCUCUAUUUGAUUCUCUUUUGUUUGUUUGUUUUCUUUGUUGCGUGGUACAUUAUUAAGAGAAGGUGAAGAAAUUAAACGGAG
Messenger RNA from Porites lobata, 3726 nucleotides. The record is from the annotation of a GenBank genome assembly. NCBI's taxonomy places the organism in Eukaryota, Metazoa, Cnidaria, Anthozoa, Scleractinia, Poritidae.